GCCAUCCUGUUGCGACAAGUAACUGUCAAAAAAGGGCGACAAACGGCGACCUGACCUCAUGUCCAUGGAUGUUUUUCCACACAGUACAGCGAUUUAAACGGGGAAAAGUGGACACUGCUUUUGUUAUGAAGACAUCAGCUUGACGGCGCCGGAGGAAUAGAAAUGUUUUCGCGUUUUUCUGCCCUGCUGCUGAGCGGAAGAGGAGCUGCCAAAAGGUUUGCGUCUUCACUGGCAGGUGAAAACAAUCUUCCUCGUAACUUGCUGCUGCCUUCCAACCUGGUGGAUCCUUCCAGAACAAAGCGUCCACCUCCCCCAGCAGACUCCCCCCUACCUCUUCUGCGGUCAUGUGAUGCAGACAUUCCCGCCCACUUGACCCCCGUGCGAAUGUGGGUGGACUCUCUGGACAGGCGGGACAGUGAGCCGCUGGGUGUGGCUGAGCUGCACCCUGACGUCUUCGCCGUUCCUCCCAGACUUGACAUCAUCCACAGUGUUGAAAUGUGGCAGAGAAGUUACAAACGCGUCAGCUAUGCCAACACAAAGGUGAGGUCAGAGGUGAGAGGGGGCGGUCGCAAACCGUGGAACCAGAAAGGAAGCGGGCGAGCUCGCCACGGCAGCAUCCGAUCACCAUUAUGGAGAGGAGGGGGCGUGGCUCACGGACCCCGUGGGCCCACCAGCUACUACUACAUGCUGCCCAUGAAGGUCCGCGUGCUGGGACUCAAAGUGGCGCUGAGCUCCAAAAUCGCCCAGGGUUACCUGCACAUUGUGGACUCUCUGAAUAUCCACAGUCCAGAUUCGCAGGACCUGCUGGACGCCAUCAGACACAAAGCAUGGGGGGGGUCUGUGUUGGUAGUGGACAUAGGUGAAGACUUUCCUGCCAACAUCCUCGAGGCCACGGCCACGCUCAAGACAGUCAACCUCAUUCCAGCCAUCGGUAAAUAACAUUUAUCAUUGCGUAUUAUAUCAUUUUUAUUAUGUUUUUUUUCAUUAAUUAUCCUCGUUUAAUAUUACUACCGCAUCCAAACUCAUAUUUAGAUACAUACGCAUAUACAGUAUGUAUAUAUGUAUACACGUACAUGUAGUACCUAUAUCAUUGGUAAUAUUACCUUUUGUUGGAGUUAUGAACAAAUCGACUUGCGAACGGUCGUCUGGAACCAAUUGUGUUCAUUGGUUGGGGACUUAGUGUACUAAGUAUGUGCAACACAACCAAGGACUAAGUAUAUGCAGCAUAGUGUAUUUGGUAGUAUGCACCACAUAGUGCACGCUAUUACCAAGCACUCAUUCUGUAGUGUGCACCACAUGUUAUGCACUGUAUACUACCAAGUGAGUAGUGUGCACUAUAUAGUAUGUAUUAUGUACUGUACAUAGGAAGCAUAAAGUAGUACCACAUAGUAUGCUCUGUAUACUACCAAGUGUGUAGUAUGCACUUUAUACUACGUAUGUAGAUAGGAAGUAUAAAGUACCACAUACGUGCUGCUACAAAGCACGCAUUCUGUAGUGUGCACCACAUAGUAUGCACUAUACGGUAAUCCGUCGUUUAUCACUGUUAAUUGUUUCCAGACCCAACCGCAAUGCGUCAAUUUCCGCAAAGUAGGAUUCAAUAUUAAUAAAUGGAAUAUUUUUGUAGUUAUGGCAUAGAAAACUUGUUUGCGAUCUUCUAAAUAUGUUUUUAACAUUAUGAGAGCCCUCUAGACAUAAAAUAACAUGCCUAUAGUCACCUUUUAGAUUUGUAUUACCCAAUAUAGUAGAUAAAAUUAUAGAAAAGGAGACAUAUUUGACAUGAAUAAAAUAGACUCACAUAUCGGCAGUUCCAUGUUUUUUUUUUUUUCUAGACAGUGUACUUACUGCGGUGGCUAUUGUCUCAUCAAUGUAUUCUAAUGGUGGCUUUAAAUGGCUUUCCACUCGUAUUAUCCAAUAUAGUAGACAUAAUAAGAGUAUAUAAGCCAUUUAAGAUUCAAAUAAAACACCUACUCGUGUGUGUCACAGUAAAUGUGUUCCCUGGGGGACCUUAGUGGCGUGCAGACAGAUGUGUUGUGGACAGGAAGCGAUGUGAGAGCUUCAGAGUUGAGUUUUAGCUUGUGGGUUAUGGCCCAACAAUAGCCCAUGUUGUUGUUAUGGUUAUUAUGUUACUAUUAUUGUGCCUGUUGUGAGAUCAUUUAAACCUGCAAUAAAUGCCUGUUCUGACCACGUUUGGUGCCUUUUUCAUCAAUUGACACCUAGUGGCCAAUGUAGAAUACUACAUUCACAAUUAGAACGUGUCUUCUGCCUUGUAUUUUAGUUCAUUUAGCCAUUUUUAUGCUUUAAAAUGCUUGGGCCAAAAUUAGAAAUGAUUUAGGCCAAGAAUCAGUUUUGUUAAUUUUUUUUUUUUUUUUUACUAAUACACUGUAUUCAAUCACAAAACAGCGAUCAUUUACUAAUUUUUGAAAACCGUGAUAGUGCACGCGAUGUUUUAAUUGUGAUGUUGGAACCAUUAUGUAGCGAGGGACGACUUUACUGCCAAAUGUGUAGUUACAAGUACAUUACACGUGAUUUAGUGCACUACAUUAAGGCUGUCUUACAAUUUUUAGUCGACAAUUCGAUUCAGAGCAGUCUGAUUUGACUAUCAGUGUCAUCGUCAAAUUGUAUUGUACUGAUGGCUGUACAGUAUUGUGUAGUUCUGAGCAGCUGUUCAGGGUGUGGGCUAAAAAUGGAUACAAAUUCAUUUGAAAUGUUAAGUAUUUUGAAAAGGUUAAGAUGAGUCCACGAAAGUGAAGUGCGACUUGUCUACAGCUUCUUACGUACACUCCUGAUCAAAAUCUUAAGACCAGUUGAAAAAUUGCUAACACUUGACUUUUUUGUUCCAUAAUGCU
This is a messenger RNA of Dunckerocampus dactyliophorus (ringed pipefish), 2846 nucleotides long. It is a transcript of the gene mrpl4, whose product is annotated as mitochondrial ribosomal protein L4. Gene Ontology annotation, cellular component: ribosome. The coding region runs from base 163 to 939 and encodes 258 amino acids. The transcript is spliced from 9 exons. NCBI's taxonomy places the organism in Eukaryota, Metazoa, Chordata, Actinopteri, Syngnathiformes, Syngnathidae. Gene Ontology annotation, biological process: translation. The record is from RefSeq and is a predicted model, not a curated record. Gene Ontology annotation, molecular function: structural constituent of ribosome.